Messenger RNA from Vairimorpha ceranae, 1860 nucleotides. RefSeq lists its product as hypothetical. The transcript has a single exon. Lineage: Eukaryota; Fungi; Microsporidia; Nosematidae. The coding region runs from base 1 to 1860 and encodes 619 amino acids. The record is from RefSeq and is a predicted model, not a curated record.
AUGAAUACUUCUAAAAAAAACAUUUUAGAAUUCAAUAAUUUAACAUAUUAUGGAGACCCUUACAAAGAAGACAAUUUAGAUAUUCCUUCUAUUAAAAUAUCCGCUGUUUCUGGUAAAUUCGUUUCCGGUGAAAUUUAUUACGCACUUUUUAAUUUUUGGGAAAAUCAAUAUAAGUUUUUAGAAUUUUUUAGUGGUAGAAUGAAUAGACAUGUAAAAACAUACGGAGAAGUUUUGUACAACGGUGAAGAAAGAGAAUGGGAUGAUUGGUCUAAGAAAAGUUGUUUUAUUAUUCUUGACUCUUCAUUCAAUAAAUAUAAUAAUAUUAUAUUAUAUUUAGAAGCCAAUUUAAAAAUGAUUUAUCCUGACAGAGUAGAUUUUAAUGAUAUGAUACAAGAAAUUAUGACUAAAUCUUAUAAUAUAAUUGAGGAAAGUGGUAUAAAAAUAAAUGAUAUUAAUAUUACAAGUUACAUAGUGGCGUGUACACUGUUAAAUCCAGAUGUAUUAUUUAUCGCAAAUUAUUUUAUUAUGACAAGCCCAGAAGACAGAACGUUUUUAGACUUGUAUUUAAGACAAUAUGUAAAAGAUAAUAACACUAUUUUGGUUUUAUUAGAUGCUGUAGAUAUAUAUGAUAAUGCUUUUAUUAGUACAUUAAAAAGUAAUAUAUUGGUAUUUAAUUUGGGUGUACUGGUGUAUAGUGGGUUAUCUGAAGAAUAUUAUAACAGUAUGUACAAUAUUGCUAAAAAAAUAUAUCCAAAGAUAAACAACGAACAGGAUAUAUUAGAUGUUGCGAAUGACGCCAUUUGCGAAGAAAAUAACAAAUGUUUACAAGAUCUACAGUUAGAAACAAAAAGUAAAUCUUCUAAUAACAUCUACAUUACAACGGCAGAAAUUAAUCGUAAAGAUGUAAUUGACAUCAUAAAAAUUAGAUUGUUAUAUUCAUUUUACUUUCCUCAGCUCCAUAUAACCACAACAGCAGCUUUAUUUUUUAUUUUCAAUUUUGCGCUUUAUUUAAGUAAUGAUGCUACUAAUUUACAAGCGCAUAGUUUAACAUCUGAUCCACGAAAAUGUGGAUUUAUAGAUUCAUUUUAUAUUGCGCUUCUUCUUUUUAAAAAAUAUUAUAUUUUUUUAAGUACAUCUGUCAUUGUGUUUACAUUCACUGAUGCUAUGAUUCGCAGAGAUUAUAGCGAUUUUUUAUAUUCAAAACUUUUAUCACCGAGUUCUGUCAUUUUAGCUAAAUACUUGUUUUAUAAUGCACCUGGUUAUUUGAUUUUUGCUCUAAUUAUGUUUUUAAACUUACUUUAUAAUCAAAGUAAUAUUAAUUUAUACAGUACAGUUUUCUUGAUUAUUUUAGGAUUUUUUCAUUUAUUUUUAAUAGAACGCUUUAGUCUUCUACUUGAAUCAUUAUGUAGUAUUAAAACUUCUAAAAUAAUUUCAAUGAUUUAUUUAAUAAUCUCUGUAUUUAUGAUGAAUUUUAAUUUAUAUUAUGAUGAUUUCGUAAGGUUUGUUUAUUUAUUUUUGUGCUUUUUAGAUCCGUCAUUUCUUCUUAUUUUUAUAUCAGAAUAUUUUUUGUUAAAAUACGCUCUUAAGUCAACUGCGUCAUUGAUUUUUAAAAAAUUUUAUAUUGACAAUCAAUCAAAUCUGAUCAAUGCGCUAAAAAGUAAGAAUGGAUAUUUUUUAGCUGAUGUUAUAAAUAAAAAAGAAACAAUAAAAUGUGAAGAUGUUUUGGAAUUGGUUGGUCUACCUAAAAAUAUUUUUUUAGUUAUAUUAUUAUUUGUUAGUGUACUUAGUACAGUGACUGUAGUGGGAUUUUUUUUAUGGAGAAAAAAAAUUUUACCAAAUAUACGGCUAAAAUACAGCUAA